UUAGGAGGGUCUCCCCAGACAGAAUAAGCGCGUGGAUGUUGGGAUUUGGGCGACUUCUUGAUUCCGUGCCGAUAGUAAUCCAUUAAAAGCCUAUGGCACUGGUGACACACUGGCACGUCCUCUCCGCCUCUCCCGCAUCUGCUCGGCGCGUCUUAUGAGUUCUCUCGAAUCGAGAGCGCAGGCAGCACGCAGGCUCAGCACACCGUAGCCCAUCGGAGACCCGAGAGAGCCAUGACUUUGAGCUCCGAGAUGUCGGAUGCGUCUGUGCUCUCGGAGGAGACCGACAUCGACGUAGUCGGAGAGGGAGAUGAUGGCGACGGCCAGACGCGCUCCUACGUGGACGAGGUGUCUCAGAUGCACGACGAGAUCCUGCUCGGCGGUUCACCGUCAUGUGUGGAUGCCUCCGCCGCACGGGACCCCUAUAAGCCAGCAAGUAAGAACACCCUGGUGAAGCCCCCAUACUCCUACAUCGCACUCAUCACCAUGGCAAUCCUCCAGAGUCCCAAGAAGCGCCUGACGCUCAGCGAGAUCUGCGACUUCAUCAGUAACAGAUUUCCGUACUACCGGGAAAAGUUUCCAGCUUGGCAGAACUCUAUCCGGCACAACCUGUCCUUAAACGACUGCUUCGUCAAGAUACCGCGGGAGCCCGGGAACCCCGGUAAAGGCAACUACUGGACACUGGACCCAGAGUCCGCCGACAUGUUUGAUAACGGGAGCUUUCUACGCCGCCGGAAACGCUUUAAGCGCCAGCAGGUGCCUGAACUUCUCCGCGAUCACGGAGGCUUUCUCCCCGCGGCCGCUGCGUACGGCUACGGACCUUACGGUUGUGGAUACGGUCUGCAGCUUCAGUCUUAUCAUGCGCAUUCUGCGCUCCUCGCCUUUCAGCAGCAGCAGCAGCCGCUGCCGCCGCCGCCCUCGUGCCGGCAUCCUCACACCGGAACUCUCAUCCCCGCGCCUUCCCUCAUGCCAAACACUGCGGAGCUCACCCGUUCCCGCUUCUAUCCUCCUCUAAGCCCCGGGCUUUCUUCCCCCAUACAGACUGCGGCUAAGUCCCCGGUUCACCGUUCACCCUUCUCCAUAGACAGCAUUAUCGGGAGCUCUUUAAGCCCCACGCACUCGCAUUGUGCCUCACGGACUUCCCCAGUGGUCCCGGUGCUUCCGCCGACCCUCGCGUCUCAGCACUCCCCAACCCCACUACCGGGAGUCUUGCACGGACCGACGUCUUUACACGAAACCUACGCAAACCGGAUUGUCAGUGGCACUAGCGGCUGUUAAUUUUUUUUUCUUUUUUUUCACAUUUUAAAGCGAUACACUCCUGUGUUUAAGGUAGGAUUAUUUUUGUAUUGUUUGUUUCACGCAGCUGAAUGGUGGACAUUAACACGUUCGUGCCUAUAUUCAAGCUGUGAAAUAUGAAUAUAUAUUUAUGUUAACAUUUUAGUUCAAUCUAAUUUCCGCCCCCACGAACUUUUCGUUGUCGGUGUGAUUGUGGUAAUCACUGCAUAGGGCGUCUCAGGACAACAUUUUUAACAGGCUAUAAAAUAAAUUGUCAAAUGUCUAGAAUGAUAUAUUUUGUGUGAAAACACAGAUGUUUU
Molecule: messenger RNA, 1592 nt
Organism: Sinocyclocheilus grahami
Lineage: Eukaryota; Metazoa; Chordata; Actinopteri; Cypriniformes; Cyprinidae
Product: forkhead box protein D1-like
Exons: 1
Coding region: 232-1275 (347 amino acids)
Biological process (GO): regulation of transcription by RNA polymerase II; anatomical structure morphogenesis; cell differentiation
Molecular function (GO): DNA-binding transcription factor activity, RNA polymerase II-specific; RNA polymerase II cis-regulatory region sequence-specific DNA binding
Source: RefSeq, a predicted model, not a curated record